Elgaria multicarinata webbii is the source of this 3274-nucleotide messenger RNA. It is a transcript of the gene CDH10, whose product is annotated as cadherin 10. Gene Ontology annotation, molecular function: cadherin binding; calcium ion binding. The record is from RefSeq and is a predicted model, not a curated record. The transcript has 12 exons. Gene Ontology annotation, cellular component: plasma membrane; catenin complex; adherens junction. Bases 334 to 2703 code for a protein of 789 amino acids. Gene Ontology annotation, biological process: cell morphogenesis; cell-cell junction assembly; cell-cell adhesion mediated by cadherin. NCBI's taxonomy places the organism in Eukaryota, Metazoa, Chordata, Lepidosauria, Squamata, Anguidae.
CUGCUGUCCAGAGUUAAGUGAUGCUCGGAGAAUAAGCCUGAAUUAAAUUCAAGUAGGAUCAGUCUUCGGGGGAGGGGGCAGAAAUCGCAGGAGAAUACGACUAAAACAAAGAGGAAGGAAGAGAGUCCAAGAAUUCUACAGGGUUUGCUUGGGUUGGACGCUACUUCGUUCACGACACAGAGAAUUUGGAUAUGCACAGACUAAAGAUGAGCUGUUCUAAAUUGCUUGGCUGCAUGUGCCACUGAAGAAGGACCAAGAGUUCCAUCUAAGGCAGAGUGUGAUAUUGAUCGUGUAUCCAAAGGCCCUUGGGAAGACAAUUGGCCGUGGAGAACUAUGAUAAUACAGCAAGUCUUGCUGCUGGUGCUGCUCUGGCUGGGCCUGCUACACCCCUGCUUGACAGCAAUGGUAUUUACCAGGACUACAGACCAUCAGCCCAAAACUUUUGUGGCACGUGUAACAGGGAACGAUGGAAAAGCUCUGCAUCGCCAGAAACGAGGCUGGAUGUGGAACCAGUUCUUCUUGUUGGAGGAAUAUACUGGGACAGAUUACCAAUAUGUUGGCAAGCUCCACUCUGACCAGGACAAAGGAGAUGGGUCCCUCAAGUACAUUUUGUCAGGAGAUGGGGCUGGCACUCUCUUUGUUAUUGAUGAGAGAACAGGUGACAUUCAUGCCACGAGAAGAAUUGACCGAGAAGAGAAAGCGUACUAUACCCUACGUGCCCAGGCUAUUAACAGAAGAACACUCCGGCCAGUGGAGCCUGAAUCAGAGUUUGUCAUCAAAAUCCAUGACAUCAAUGACAAUGAACCAACAUUUCCAGAAGAGGUUUAUACUGCAAGCGUUCCUGAAAUGUCAGUGGUUGGUACAUCUGUUGUGCAAGUCACUGCCAGUGAUGCGGAUGACCCCUCUUAUGGAAACAGUGCCAGAAUCAUCUACAGCAUUCUCCAAGGCCAACCUUAUUUCUCUGUGGAGCCAGAAACAGGCAUAAUCAGGACAGCUCUACCGAAUAUGAACCGGGAAAACCGAGAGCAGUACCAAGUGGUCAUCCAGGCAAAAGACAUGGGAGGCCAGAUGGGUGGAUUAUCAGGGACCACGACGGUGAACAUCACCCUGACUGAUGUCAACGACAAUCCGCCUCGAUUCCCCCAGAGCUCAGUCCACCUUCGUAUUCCAGAAUCCUCUCCAGUUGGCACUGCCAUUGGAAGUAUAAAAGCCUCUGAUGCAGACAUUGGGAGAAAUGCAGAACUUGAAUAUCGAAUUAUUGAUGGUGAUGGAAGGGAUAUGUUUGACAUUGUUACCCAAAAGGACACGCAGGAAGGCAUUAUAACAGUGCGAAAGCCCCUAGACUAUGAGAGCAGAAGGCUAUAUACUUUGAAAGUAGAGGCAGAGAAUCUAUAUGUUGACCCACGUUUUUAUUACCUUGGGCCUUUUAAAGAUACAACGACUGUGAAAAUAUCUGUAGAAGACGUGGAUGAGCCUCCCAUAUUCAGCAGGUCCUCAUACCUUUUUGAGAUACAUGAAGAUAUCGAGGUGGGCACAAUCAUAGGCACUGUGAUGGCCCGAGAUCCAGAUUCUGCUGCAGGACCCAUCAGGUUUUCUUUGGACCGUCACACUGACCUUGACAGAAUCUUCAACAUACAUUCUGGAAAUGGAUCUAUUUAUACUUCCAAGAUGCUUGACCGAGAAAUAUCUCAAUGGCACAAUCUUAGUGUGAUAGCAGCUGAGAUCAACAACCCAAAAGAGAUGACUCGUGUUUCCGUUUACGUCCGAAUCCUGGAUGUGAAUGACAAUGCGCCACAGUUUGCCGUGUUCUACGAUACGUUUGUGUGUGAAAAUGCAAGAGCCGGCCAACUAAUACAAACCAUAAGUGCAGUUGAUAAAGAUGAUCCCCUUGGAGGACAAAAGUUUUUCUUCAGUUUAGCUGCUGUUAAUCCAAACUUCACGGUCCAGGACAUUGAAGAUAACACUGCUCGAAUUCUGACGAGAAGGAAUGGCUUUAGUCGGCAUGAAAUAAGUACUUAUCUCCUGCCAGUGGUGAUAUCAGAUAAUGACUACCCCAUCCAAAGUAGCACUGGCACACUGACGAUCCGGGUGUGUGCCUGUGACAGCCGGGGGAACAUGCAGUCCUGUAACGCUGAAGCUUUGCUCCUUCCAGCAGGCCUCAGCACAGGAGCGCUCAUUGCCAUUCUGCUCUGCAUCAUUAUUCUGCUGGUUAUAGUGGUGUUGUUUGCUGCUCUAAAGAGACAGCGAAAGAAAGAGCCUCUGAUCUUGUCUAAAGAGGACAUCAGAGACAACAUUGUGAGUUACAAUGAUGAAGGUGGUGGAGAAGAAGAUACGCAGGCUUUUGAUAUUGGCACGCUGAGGAAUCCCGCAGCUAUUGAAGAUAAAAAGCUCCGCCGAGAUAUUAUACCUGAAACAUUAUUUAUACCACGGAGGACUCCUUGUGCUCCAGAUAAUACAGAUGUCCGAGAUUUCAUUAACCAAAGGUUAAAGGAGCAUGAUAAUGACCCUUCUGCCCCACCGUACGACUCCCUGGCAACCUACGCAUAUGAAGGAAAUGAUUCUAUAGCUGAAUCCUUGAGUUCUUUAGAGUCUGGCACUACCGAGGGAGACCAAAACUAUGAUUACCUCAAGGAAUGGGGCCCUCGGUUUAAUAAGCUUGCUGAGAUGUAUGGCGGAGGCGAAAGUGAUAAAGACACUUCCUAACCUACAGUAGGAUAUACCGUUUUUGUUCAUUUGAGAGGAAGUAACUUUACAGACACCUUCUCCACGUGACAAUAUUUGAUGUUCAGGAACGUUCUCCUGCCACUCAGCACAAUGAGGUUUUUUUCCCCCUUCUUCUCCUUCUUUGUUUCAUUUUUGAAUUUGCUCAUUAAUGUCCUUUAUUCUUUCUUGUAGAACGUCACAUGGGAUAUAUACAGCAUUUUAUUUAACCCCUUUCCGAAAGCCAAAGCUAUUGAAAUUCAGUGUCAUCCAUUUUAUGAAAUAAAAGGAUGCACUCUGUUUGACCAGGCUUAUAACUUCUCAAGCAGUCCUAGAUAACAAGUUGCUUCUGUUAAAUACAUGUUCUACACUUGCAAGUGCAGCUUUUAAAAAGACCCAGACCGCGAUCCAUAAAUGGCCAUGCAUGCAUGUUCAACAUGCACACCCACAUCAUCCUUAGAAAUGUGUUCCUUUUUCAGAAAUUGCCCACAGAGGACUCCCAUAUAGCAUAUUCAACUCUUGAAUAGAGACAGCACUCUCACCAGAACCUACAUGCCUAUAAAAAAGAGGCCCU